UCAAAUUUACUGUAUUUUUUUCUUUUCCAAAAUAAUUUUCUAUAUACAGUAAAAAGAUAGCAAGACGGUGCUGGGGUCUGGUGAUGACAUUUCAAUUUCAGUAAGGUAGUAACAAUGAUUUUUUUUUUUUUAUUGAAUAUAAUUGAGAAGAUUUUGUUUUUACGUGGGCUUGGCUUUCCUUCAUGUUCCGUCAUGUUGUUCGGUUUUCUUUUUUGGAGAGUUUCGAUAAAGCUGUAGAAUGGUUUUUCUUCUUUGACUGUCCGUCUGAGCCUCAACCCUUUAAGAUAAAGGACAGAAGAAAGGAAAACUGAAAAGCCAUGGAAGAAGACAAGUUGGACUACCUACUGGCUCCUUUGGGGCUGCUGAUGCUCGCUCUCUAUCAUGUUUGGCUUCUAUUUACCAUUCUCAAGCAUCCUACAAGGACUAUCAUCGGCUUAAAUGCCGAGUCUCGUCACCAAUGGGUUUUCUCCAUGAUGUCUGAUCCAUUGAAAAAUGGUGUUUUGGCAGUACAAACAAUACGCAACAACAUAAUGGCAUCUACACUUUUGGCAACAAUAGCAAUUACUCUUAGUUCACUGAUUAGUGUUUUUGUUAGCAGCAGCUCAGACUCUGGCAAUGCAACUUCAGAAAUAGUUUAUGGCAAUAAGAGUCCUCUACUCUCUUCAAUCAAGUAUUUUUCCAUCUUGCUGUGUUUCCUUGUUGCCUUUCUUUGCAAUGUGCAGUCUAUUAGAUACUAUGCCCAUGUAAGCUUCUUGGUUACUCUCCCCUCAUCGAUAGACAAUAUGGAGUCUGUUGAGUACGUUGCAAGAAACUUAAAUAGAGGAAGUUUUUUCUGGUCACUUGGACUGCGAGCCUUUUACUUAUCCUUCCCCCUAUUGCUUUGGAUCUUUGGGCCCAUUCCCAUGUUUUUAUGCUGCUGCAUGAUGUCAUUUCUUCUCUAUUUCUUGGACACAACAAGCAGUUUCACUCGUCAACUUCACCGCCACUCAUUCAAUGAGGAAAUGUUGAAAGCUGGUGAUUUGGAAUCGAUUGGUCAAACAUUGGAGAAAAUUUGUUUUGAAGAAUCCAAGCUUCAUUGCCCUCUACUACAUGCUGGCCCUGGCCCUAAUUCUUCCGGAAUCUCAAAUCUCCACUAAUCAAAGAGCAUAGAAGAUGCCUACUCCAAGAUUUAAUGGUAAUUCUUCAGGAUCUAUCAAAUUAAACAUACUAUUAGAUUUUGGUAGAACUAGAGUUCCAAAAGAUUCAAAUUUGAACUUCAGGGACUAAGAUAGUAUUUGGGAGUGUUUGUACCAUAUUAGAAAAUCCUAAAAGUUGGUGUUGAAUUGGUUUAAUUUUUUGAUAGGGAUGAUGAGAGCUUUACAAAAGUUGUCAUUCCAUCUAUGUAAUCAGCACAGGAACAUAUUAGUUGACUUGGUAUCGUUAUUAAACAUUUGUUGAUUGAUAUAUAUAUAUUUUUUACUUGAGUACCUCCACUUGUAGAUGGGGUUAUAGCUUUUAUAACUAUUCCUAUAAUUUUUCCUUGUUCUUAAGUUGUUCCUUUCUUUUAAAUACUCAUAUUUUGUUUUAUUUCAUUGUGUGUUACCAUAUCUGCUUGUGCUUGCAGAUUAUAAAGUUAGUGAGAUUUGAACUUGGGACCGCUAUAUAGAUGCUCUGACGCUUUGUUUACUCCAUAUACCCUUCUGAAUAUCACAUCUAUUUCUAGCCCUCAUAUUUUACUCACAAUGGUUUCUCCUGAGGACUUUGAUCUUCAUUCUCAUAGAGAAAAUUUCUUUGAAGAAUCCAACCUUGUAUCCCCUCUACUAUGUCUGGGCAACAAUCCUUUGAGAAUCUCAAAUCUUCACCAGUCGAGUAUAAAGCAGGCCUAUUCCAAGAUCUUCAGUAUCCAACAUUCUAUUAGGUUUUGAUAGAAUUAGAGUUUCAUAAGACUCAAUUCAAGCAUACCUAAGCUUCGUUUGGAUGCGCCGUGCAUGCCGUAUUAUGAUUGGACCCUUACAGGCCCAGUCAUAAAGCGCAGCUUCAGUGAGGACUCCCCACAAC
Molecule: messenger RNA, 2037 nt
Organism: Durio zibethinus
Lineage: Eukaryota; Viridiplantae; Streptophyta; Magnoliopsida; Malvales; Malvaceae
Source: RefSeq, a predicted model, not a curated record